Molecule: messenger RNA, 709 nt
Organism: Osmerus eperlanus (European smelt)
Lineage: Eukaryota; Metazoa; Chordata; Actinopteri; Osmeriformes; Osmeridae
Gene: pfn1
Product: profilin 1
Exons: 5
Coding region: 215-646 (143 amino acids)
Biological process (GO): regulation of actin filament polymerization; positive regulation of actin filament bundle assembly; actin cytoskeleton organization
Cellular component (GO): cytoplasm
Molecular function (GO): actin binding
Source: RefSeq, a predicted model, not a curated record
UGCCAACAGAGGAAGAAAGUUGAUCGGAAAGUUGGAAUAUUCUGUCGGUAAGUGGGACCGAAACUGCAUGUCGCUCUCGCUGCGUGUGUGCGCGUGUCAUGGAGGAACUAAGCCCAGGGGAUGGGCGCGGGACCUGGCGGCUGCUAUAUAACAGCGCGAGACCUCUUCCUGCUUCAUUCUUUCUUCUCGUCUCGAGUCUCCAACAGGAUAAAUCAUGUCAGGUUGGGAUUCGUGGUUGGCAAGUCUGACGGCCGGUGAGAAAACGUUCCAAGAAGGUGCGAUCGUGGGGCACGAGCCUGGAGCAGAGUCAGUGUGGACGGCGACACCAGGGGGGAAGCUUGCAAACAUCACGGUAGCAGAGAUCAAGAUGCUGGUGGGGAAAGACCGCUCCCCCCUGUUCUCUGGGGCUCUGACGGUGGGGGGGGUGAAGUGCACCGCCCUGAGAGACACGCUGCUGUCGGAAGACGCGAAAACCCUGGACCUGAAAACCAAGGUCUACGACGGCCAGCCGGACACCUUCGGCAUCUCUAUAGCCAAGACCCCCAAUGCCCUGGUCAUCUGUAAAGGGCAGAAGGAAACCCAUGGAGGAGUUCUGAACAAGAGAGUGUCUGAAGUGGCUGAGCAGUUACGAACAGCGGGAUACUGAUCCCCGACCCCCUGUGCCCUAUAACCCCCACUGCCAAAUAAAAGAAAACAGUUUUAAUUUAAA